GAGAAUACCACAAGCUCUACAUUGUACACCAACUCAACUAACAUAUUUCAUAUAAGAAAUUGUCUAUCACUGCAAUUUAUGGACACACCCCAAUUAAUCCAUUUCAAAUAUCCGAUAACAAAAAGGAAAAUUAUACAACCCCAUGGGAAGUAAUACUAACAACAUACUAUUGGCCAUUCUUGUGAUAACAUUAGUUUCAUGGUCUGCAUUUGUAGAUUCCACCACGGCCCCGGGGAUGGCCGUGGCAGAUUGCACCACCAUUACGGCACUUAUCUCCGCCUGUUCCAGCUUUGUUACAUACGGCUUGCCGGACCCGGUACCUGGAUCCCCGUGCUGCAUAGCCAUGACAAGCCUGAAUAGUAUGGCGGACACCAGUGACAACCGCCGUGGUGUCUGCCGGUGCCUGAUGGAUCUGAUUACAACUUACAAUCCAAAUGCCACUGCUAUUGCUACUUUGCCUGGUUUCUGUGGAGUUUCUCUUGGCUUCACCAUUGAUCCUAAUACUGAUUGUGAAUACAUUGAUUCAUGAGAUAAGACUGGGAAACGGUGUAGUAUUGGCAUGUCCUCGACAAGAAGCUACAGUGCAGGAGGAUGGAAUCUUUUUCAAGCUUCUGUAGAGAUGGAAACAUUAAUAUUAUAAGUUUGAUUUCCUAAAUAUAUAUACUCAUGAUAUGUUUUAUAAGGUGGAUCAGACAAAAUUUGAUGGUAUUAAAGAAGAAGAAAGUUGAAA
Olea europaea var. sylvestris is the source of this 730-nucleotide messenger RNA. Its product is annotated as putative non-specific lipid-transfer protein 14. Bases 143 to 529 code for a protein of 128 amino acids. Gene Ontology annotation, cellular component: membrane. Gene Ontology annotation, molecular function: lipid binding. Gene Ontology annotation, biological process: lipid transport. NCBI's taxonomy places the organism in Eukaryota, Viridiplantae, Streptophyta, Magnoliopsida, Lamiales, Oleaceae. The record is from RefSeq and is a predicted model, not a curated record. The transcript has 2 exons.